Saccostrea echinata is the source of this 385-nucleotide messenger RNA. RefSeq names its product C-type lectin domain family 4 member K-like. NCBI's taxonomy places the organism in Eukaryota, Metazoa, Mollusca, Bivalvia, Ostreida, Ostreidae. Bases 14 to 385 code for a protein of 123 amino acids. Gene Ontology annotation, cellular component: external side of plasma membrane. The transcript has 4 exons. The record is from RefSeq and is a predicted model, not a curated record. Gene Ontology annotation, biological process: biological process involved in interspecies interaction between organisms. Gene Ontology annotation, molecular function: carbohydrate binding.
GAAGGGUUGGAAGAUGUACAAGGGGCAUUGCUAUGCACAGCCUAGUAUUCGUCUGAACUGGUAUAAUGCUCAGAUGUUCUGCAGAAAACGGAAUGCUCAUUUAGCAAGAGUGGAUGAUAAAUAUGAAAAUCAUUGGCUUGCACAUGCAUUCCCGGAAAAAAAUUGGUAUAUUGACUUUACUGAUCUUGGCGAUGAAGGUGUGUGGAAGUCUUUUACCUUCGGUGAGCGAGCAAUGUACACCAACUGGAUUCGAGACAAUCCUAGUAAUUCUGGAUCUGGUGAACACUGCGCAGAAAUAAACUGCGAAAACUUGGGAUUAUGGAAUGAUGUCCCUUGUCAUUUCAAGCUAAAAUUUGUUUGUGAAACUUUCGGAAUCAUAGAAUGA